UCAUGGCUGUGUAUAAAUGAAGCUUAAUUUCUCUACUUCUUCGCCAAACCAAAUUAAAACCCAUUAGUACUUCUCUAAAAGUGAAGAAUGGGUUCCUCUAAGCUUACAGGCUUCGUUGUGGUGGUGGCUUUGAUGCUGGGGAGCUCCCACGCUCUCAACCCUUUCUUCUACGCCUUCACAUGCCCUCAGCUCCCUUUCAUUGUUCUAAACACCGUCUCUCAAGCUCUACAAACCGACGACCGAGCUGCUGCCAAGCUCAUUCGCCUCCACUUCCACGACUGCUUCGUCAACGGAUGCGACGGGUCGGUGCUGCUGGAGGACCAACCCGGCAUCGACAGUGAAUUGAACGCACCUCCCAACAGUGGGAUCCAAGGCCUGGACAUCGUCGACAGCAUCAAAGCCGCAGUGGAGAGCUCUUGCCCGGGCGUUGUUUCCUGCGCUGACAUCUUGGCCAUUGCAUCUCAAGUUUCUGUUGUAUUGUCGGGAGGGCCAGCUUGGAUAGUUCCACUUGGAAGAAAAGACAGCAGAGUAGCCAAUAGAUCCGCAACCACAAAUCUGCCCGGUCCAUCUGAACCGCUUACGUCGCUCAAAGCCAAGUUCGGGGCUCUCGGGCUUGACUCCACCGAUCUUGUGGCUCUGUCAGGAGCGCACACGUUCGGUCGUGCCAGAUGCUUCUUCUUCACCGGACGGUUCGACAACUUCAACAGCACCGGUCUGCCGGACCCGACGCUGGACCCGGUCUACAGGGAGCAGCUUCGCCAAAUGUGUACCACUCCAGUAACACGAGUGAAUUUCGACCCCACCACACCAGACAAGUUCGACAAAAAUUACUACAACAACCUGCAGAGCCACCGCGGGCUUCUCCAGAGUGACCAAGAGCUGUUCUCCACGCCCGGGGCCGACACCAUUGGCAUAGUCAACAGAUUCGCGGGCAGCCAGCUUCUGUUCUUUAUUCAGUUUGGGAAUUCCAUGAUCAAAAUGGGGAAUCUCAGCCCUCCACCUGGCACCCCAUCGGAAGUCAGAUUGAACUGUAGGCGGGUCAACCCAUCCAGUGCCGCCCAUGAUGUUAUGUAAGUUUCUGCUGUUUGAUUUCAGGGCUGUGUUAUGUUAUCUUAUGUAAGUUUCUCAUACGGUUAAUUGAUGCGAUGUUGUGUUUCCCCUUCGUUUUUCUCCGUUGUCGUCCCUGUGGAGAUUAAUAAAACUGGAUUACUGUGGGAACUUUAAUUACUUCA
Molecule: messenger RNA, 1232 nt
Organism: Momordica charantia (bitter melon)
Lineage: Eukaryota; Viridiplantae; Streptophyta; Magnoliopsida; Cucurbitales; Cucurbitaceae
Product: peroxidase 2
Biological process (GO): response to oxidative stress; hydrogen peroxide catabolic process
Molecular function (GO): peroxidase activity; heme binding
Source: RefSeq, a predicted model, not a curated record